Molecule: messenger RNA, 694 nt
Organism: Monoraphidium neglectum
Lineage: Eukaryota; Viridiplantae; Chlorophyta; Chlorophyceae; Sphaeropleales; Selenastraceae
Exons: 4
Biological process (GO): protein phosphorylation
Molecular function (GO): ATP binding; protein kinase activity
Source: RefSeq, a predicted model, not a curated record
AUGCAGCUGCUGCGCCAGGCUGCUGUCAACCCCAAGGACAAUGUCCUGGACUACCUGGUGCGGUACUUUGCACCCCAGAUGGCAAUUUCAAUCACCCCUCAAGGUGCCGCGAAGCUGUACGACGAGGCCGCCAGGCUGCCCCACACUCGGACGCGCGCGGCGCUGGAAUGCUCUGAGGGCAUCACCUUGAACGGGCCUGUCGCAGCUGGCGCAAGCCGCAGCGUGCUCAUCGGCGAUGGCAGGGAGGUUCGUCAUGGCAUCCUGAUGCCUGCCUACGUAAUGUCACUGCAGCAGGUGUCACACCUGGAUGAGCUACCCGCCCUCAAGCUCGCCCAGCGCAUGGCGCUGGCGCUCAAGGCAUUGCACAGUGCCGGGCUUGUGCACAGCGACGUGAAGCCCUCCAACGUGUUCCUGGACUCUGAGGGCAGCAGCUACCUGGGUGACUACGGCGCCGCCGUAAAACAAAAGGAGCCUGUGCGCGAGUGGACAGACGUGUUCAUGCCGACGGACAUCGACAGUCGCAUGCUGACCGCAGCGCACCCGUGCAUCGACGCCAUGGCGCUCGCAGCGACGGUGCUGACUGCGCUGCGCAAGAUGCCUGGCACCCGCGGGCAGCAGGGGCACCAGGGAAUGGCCACCCCAGAGCCGUUCACGCUACAGGAGCUUAGGGAGGGGGCGCAGCGGGUCGAGAACG